Molecule: messenger RNA, 2453 nt
Organism: Schistosoma spindalis
Lineage: Eukaryota; Metazoa; Platyhelminthes; Trematoda; Strigeidida; Schistosomatidae
Source: the annotation of a GenBank genome assembly
UGAAAACAUAAGGAUAACUUUCGACUGUUAUUGGCUGACUAUUCGCGCGUUUCCCGUAAUUCUUUCACCGGAAUACCAUUCGAAAUUCUUAGGUUCUGUCGGUGGUUCGAUUUGUUAGUCCUUCUGAGUCAGUAUUUAACCAAUUGAAUACCAUUUUUUUUUAGUGGAAGGCAUAAUCGUCGAUUAUAUCUUUGAGUAAUCUGCGAUUUUGCAGACCGCGAGUCCAAGGAUUACUAUCGGCUACUUGAUUUAUCCGUAAUACCAAAAUGAAUUUAUACACUCACAUCCAGCAUUUGGUUUGUCAUAUUUAAUGCUCCAGAAUAGUUAACACCAGUGUAAAUAAGAGUUCACUGUUAGUUCUAAGUUCGUUGUGUUCCACUUUGAGGAGUUUAGAUAUAAAUUCAUCUGUGUCCCGACAGCAGUUUCUUCGGAAUUAGGAGAAAUUGCCAUUGGACUGAUUUUGAAAUCAAGGUCUUGCUCUGUGCAAUAGAUUUGCCAUCUUUUUGCCCCUUGUUUUUAACAUAAGAACACGUGUUCAUUUUAAUGAGCAAGUCGGUAAUUGUUGUGGCGAAUUUAUUACUUUGAAUUAAUACGUAAAUUGUUGGUGGUCUUGAGCAUUUUCAAGACUAUACUCAGUCUCUCACUAUGAUUGUUACUACAUUUUUUCUAUUUCUUUACCACUCACCUUUCCAAAUCAAUCUGCGAAAAUGUUGUAGGUCGACUUGAAAUAACGCUUAUGCCCCAGGUUUUACGUUUGUGCUUGUAAGUUGGGAUCUUUGUAAUCACAUCUCACCGUGUCAUCCAGUUAUUUUUUCGAACAGAAGCACUUAGUGCCAACCUUAUCCUUAUUCAUAGACACAAAUAGAGGUGAUUAUAUAUUUUGUAAUUUGACCAACUCAGACAGAAACCACAUUUAUCUCAACUUUCGAGACUUCUAAAGAAAUCCGUUUCCUGCUGUACUCGGAAAACACAUUAUUGUUAUUACCUAUAAUUUGUGUUAUUUUUAUCAGAUUCCAUAAUAUAAAUCUCUGUGCUUUCGUUUUAGGUACUUCUGUUGACUUAUCUAUAGUAAGGUAUCUAUUAUAAUGGAAGCUUUCCUCACUGGAUUCAAACAAAAGCCCCAAGAUAAUAAACGACGCAUAAAUAGUCAAAAACACAUCCCUUGGGUUGAAAAAUAUCGACCAAAAACAAUAGAUGAAGUAGCUUAUCAAACAGAAGUUGUUAGCGUUCUUCAAAGGUGUAUUGAAGGUUCUGAUUUGCCAAAUUUGCUGUUUUAUGGACCACCGGGAACUGGAAAAACGUCUCUGAUCUUGGCUUUGGCUCGUCAACUUUUUGGCCCUUGGUAUUCAGAACGUGUUUUAGAAUUGAAUGCGAGCGAUGAACGCGGGAUCAGUGUUAUUCGAGAAAAAGUGAAGGCUUUUGCUCACAUCGCUGUUAGUAGUAGUACUAAUAGCUCUGGUUCAAGUUCAACUAAUAUACCACCAUAUAAAUUAAUAAUCUUAGAUGAAGCUGAUUCUAUGACAGCACCUGCACAAGCUGCUCUACGUCGUACAAUGGAGACUGAAAUGAGAACUACACGGUUUUGUUUAACUUGUAAUUAUGUUACACGAAUUAUUGAACCAAUCACAAGUCGAUGUGCAAAGUUUAGAUUUCAUCCUUUAGAUAAUGAAAUUGCACGUGCUCGUUUACGUUAUAUUGCAGAUGCAGAAAAUUUAUCCAUUACUAAUGAGACAUUGGAUCAUUUACUGUCACUUUGUCAUGGUGAUUUACGGCAAGGUAUCACAAUGUUACAAUGUGUUCAUCAGUUAAUUAUAUCCGUCGAUGAUUCCGAUGUCGGUUGUCGUUCUUCGAUUACCUCAAAAGAAUUAGAUGAGGCUGCAGCUGUUGUUCCGAGUGAUUUAAUUAAAAAUCUUAUCAAAACAUCAGAAAAUGGUAGUUUCGAUGAUUUACAAAUCAUUAUCAAAAAUUUAUUAUUGGAAGGUUAUUCAGCACAUCAGACCACUUAUCAACUGCACGAACAUAUAAUCAAUGAUGACAAACUAUCCUGCAUUCAAAAAGCAUCUAUUUUAGAAUCUCUUGCCGUUGCUGAUUCUCGACUAAUUGAUGGAGCUGAUGAAUAUUUACAACUUCUAUCCGUCGGAGGGACUCUACUUAAAACUAUCCAAUCAAAUUAAAAGAUGCAUUUAUCUUUAUAUAAUGCUCUUUUUCUUUUUAAAAUAGAAUCGAGCAAGUAUUGUAUGAUGAUGAAUAAAUAUUUCAGAAAUACUGUCACUUAUAACUUUAACAAUCGAUUUUGUUUAGCUUAUAGCUUUUUCACCAUGUGAUUUGUUUAGGUAAUAAAAAUUACAUGUGUUAACAGUCUAUAGACAAUUUUCAGGGCAGUACAUUACAUAUUGUUAAGUGAUGUUCUGUUAUCUGGAUUGUGUAAAUAACAUUAUACUCUUUUAAAGCAU